Drosophila kikkawai is the source of this 8693-nucleotide messenger RNA. RefSeq lists its product as uncharacterized. Gene Ontology annotation, molecular function: MAP kinase scaffold activity. The record is from RefSeq and is a predicted model, not a curated record. NCBI's taxonomy places the organism in Eukaryota, Metazoa, Arthropoda, Insecta, Diptera, Drosophilidae.
UCCGCUGCGUUCGGUCGUCCAGUUCGCAUCCAGAUACAAAGCGAACCCGCGAGAUACUUCUGCGCCGUGCGUGUGUCUACGCUAAAAAAUAUUUCUAGUUAGUGAACGCAGUGCCUUGGCUAAGCCAGCUUAAUUAAACAACAAAGUUAAGAUAAGAAAAGUUAAGAAAAAGCAAAAGACAAACAACUAAGAGCAACAAACAAUGGCCACCUCAACGCUGCACUCUCCGGCACCAUCGCCAUCAUCCGGCCCUGUCUCGGCCAAGAAUCCGCAGCUAAAGCGCGUGGUCUACUCCAAGUAUCGCGAGUUGCUCGGUUCGUACAAUGAUAAGGCCAAUGCCAUUAUAGACACGCUGCCCGCUUACAUGGUUCGUCAGGAUCGCGGCUUUCAAUUAUCAUCAGAUCUGUCCCCGAAUGGGGAUGUCGUCAAGAACGGCACGGAUUCAUUGUAUGGACAACGCGGAGGAGGCGGUAACGGCGGCUUCGAGGCCCCCGCCUGCGUCCAGAACGCGAUGAUGACAAAAGACAAGAAACCCUUCACCUACACGCCCGGCGGCAUCGAUCUCUCGCAGAUCCGGUCCGAGCGCAUGGCCAAGCGCCUGGCCCGCAAUGCCCAGUCGGAGGGAGCCACUGGCGCCGCCCAACAGAACAGACCCGCCCAGCCCCAGUCGCCGGGUGGCGCCGCUAGCUCAAUGGGAGCCGCUGCCAUGGGCAUGCCGUUCCAAGUGCUGCCCCCGCCCCCACCGCCGCCGCAGCCGCAGUCUCAGCUGGGUCCGAGGCCAUCGGCAGCUUCCGUGGACAGCAACAGCAACAACUACAGCAGCAACAGCAACAACUACAGCAGCAACUACAGCCCCUAUACACAGCCCUCGUUGCCCUCCCCCAAGACACCACCACUGCAGCAGCAGCAGCAACAGCAAUUGCCUACGCCACCGGCCACACCGCCACAGCAGCAGCAGCAGCAAUCGCCGCAGCAACAGGCCGCGCGACCGGAGUUCCGUAGUGUGCCCAUGCCAACAUCGCCGGCUGUGAAUGUAUACACCCGGCAGACGGACUCUCCUGGAUCGCCAUUCGAGGCGCCACAGCGAUCCACCGAGAGCCCCUUCCGCUAUGCACAGCAGCCACUACAGCAGCAGCCACCGCAGCAACGUCCUGCUGCGGCGCUUUCGCCAUUGGCUCAGACUCCACUGCAGCAGCAGCAGCAGCUACAACAACAACAGCAGCAGCAGCAGCUACAGCAGCAGCAGAUACAACAGCAGCAGCAGCAACAAUCUGUUCCCUGGCGUACCCAGCGCGCACCAUCAACUCCACAACAACAACAGUCACAGCAUCCGCAGCCCAUUUACAACAAUGUGCAACAGCAGCAACAGCAACAACGAUCUCGGGAUGUUUUCAGCCCGGCAAGGACUGAAUCACCAGCAGCAACAACGUUCAAUGCACAGCAGCAACAUUUUGGCACUCAACAAAACCAAUAUGCCGGAGCAGCCAAGCCGACCAACGUUGGCUCGCUGUAUAUAGCUCCAUUGGCACAGCCCACAGAGCCGCAGGCUCAAAGAAUUCUGCUGCAGCAGCAGCAGCAGCCAUCGGCCCGGGAUUCGCCAAUGCGGCAAUUGCCACAGCAGCAGCAACAGCAGCAGCAACAGCCCCAACAGGGCAACCAGCCAUUGGGAUGGCUCAGAUCGCAGCCGGCCAGCAAGGAGCAGGCACCAUGGGCUCGUCCCGAAGAGAAUGGCAACGUGCUGCCCUCCACUCUAAGGCAGACCACGCCGGCUCCGCAGCCCCAAGUCGCACCGCCGCAGCCGCAGCCCCAGCAGCAGCUUUCGUAUCAGCAGCCUCAGUCGUUGCAAGGCAAUGGAUAUGGACCAACACCGAUUGCUGCCCCCAUUAGCCUUCAAAACUUUGGCUCGAAUCCCCAGUCAGGCGGACUCCGCUUGCAGAUCAAUCUGAAUACCAAUGGCAGCAGCAUCAACAAUACCAACAAUCAAAGUGGUCAAAGUGGUCCAAGGGAGCGCAUCAUACCAAUAACUCUGGAGCAGACGCCCACCUAUGCUGCAGCGCAGCCCAACUUUGGUGGUUAUAACAAUUUCCCCGCCCAAGCAUCGGGCGGCCAGUGGCGUGAGCCGAGCUCCCAGCGGAUCCUGUCACCGCCCAGCCAGCAAAUGCCAAACACGAGUGCCCACACCAACGGCAAUGCAACCAGGAUAAUUCCGAUCGCGAUCGAGGGAGGCGGUCGUGGUGGUCCAGUGUCCCAGUCACCGGUUCUGCUGCAAAACGAUCCACGCUCACCGCCCAUCCAAUCGAAAUCGUUUAGAAUAUUGCAAAAGAUAACAGACACCGUGGACGAUGGCAUCGGGGAUCAGGGCCAGGAUCUGCAGCAGCAGCAGAUGCAGCCGCCUCAGGAGGCGGAAUUGCAACGGCCACAGUUCGCCCGGCAGAUGAGUGCCCAGCAGGCGCGGAAUAGUCCGACCAUCGAGCAGAUGCGUCGCCUGCAAAUCGCCCAGGAUCAGCAGCAACAGCAACAGUCGGGUACGCCACUAGCUUGGUCCCCGCAAGGUAAUGGAGGAUCUGCUCAGAAUCGAUUCACACCACAACGUUAUGAUACUCCACAACAACAGCAGCAGCAGCAAUAUAUACCGCCAAGCGAACAGCAAGUCCCGGAACCCAAGAAAUACACUGGCAGCGCUAUACCCAGUCGAUCUUUUAAGAUUCUACAGGCAAUGACCACACCUGAAAAUGCCGACCAUAAAAUUCACACCGAGCUGGACUCGGGUUUGGAAAAUGUUGAACUGAACGAAACCCCAAAUAAUAACCAUAAUGGAAAUACUGAAAACAAUAAUAAUAAUCAUAAUAAGAUUAACAAUAAAAUCAAUAAACGUCAUAGCUACACCUCAGCCACACCUACACCACCACCCACAUCUACAUCCAGUGCCGAGCCCACUCACUCAUCCAACUCAUCUCUCAACUCAGACAGUUCUUGUUCCCCGCAGGCACCGCGUUCUCAGUCGGUGCCGCCCCAUUAUCCCUAUGCCUUUGGCUAUCCGUAUCCCUGGUACAUGCCUCCUCCUCCGCCGCCAGUGAAUGGCGAGGCUGCACCUUGGCCCUAUCCGUACCCCUAUCCACCGCCACCGCCGCCAGCUCAAGCGAUGGACGGUAUGCCGGCAGAGGGAUUUCCCCCUUAUCCCUAUUAUUACCCCUAUUAUCCGCCGCCUGUGCCUCCCUAUGGACAACAGCCAGGAGAGCCCCAAACUCCCUCCACUGCCUAUCCCCAGUUUCAUGCCAUGCCUCCUUAUGGCCACCCCUAUCCCUAUCCAGUAGCCCCUAGCUAUAGCCAGAGCUCCACCGAGGAGAGCAGAGCCAGUAGUGUUUUACCGGACAUAAUCAUCACUCCUAGUACCGAUGAUAUGCCCUCGCAGGUAAUCAUGCAGCACCACAUUCGCGUGCAGCCAAGGGAGCCAACCAAACGAACGCACUCCGUAGAGAUCGAGGAGCUGGUCACCAAGCAGAAACCUCGGAGUGUUUGCACCAACAAUAACGAGGUCAUUGAUGUACUGAGCCAGCGUUUAGCCAAUAUCAACAAGAUUGCUGGCGGAAAUACCCAGGCGAAUCUUUCCAAGCAGUUGCAGAAAAAUUAUGCAGGCGAACAGUCCAAGGAGCUGGGGGACAGAUCUCCUAGCGAGAAUGCCUCGAACUCCGACAGCGAUUCAGAGGACGACAGUACUGAGGAUGAAGAGGAGGACACUCCGAAGCUGGGCGCACGUCCAGCUCCAUUGCAGUCCAUCAAGUCGGUGACAAACGUGCAGGUGUACAAGGGUAAAACCCUGGAGCAAAAUCUGGACUCCGAGAGCAGUGGAGACGAAGACGAUGAAGACGACGUAACCACAGCAGAUGAAAUGUUUGACGAAGAGGAACAAAUCGAGGAAGAGCAGGAAGGCCUGGUGGAGGAAAUGGAAGAUGAUUUCAUAGCAGAGGAGGAUCUAAGUGUCAUUUACGAGGAGGAGAGCGAACUUGAACGCAGCAGCGAAUAUGCCAAGACAGUCAUUAGAAGGGAUGACUCCAGAUCCACCCUGGUUGAUGAGAUUGACAAGGAAAUUGAGGAAAACGACAAUGAUGAGGAGGAGUCCAAUUCGGUAACGGUUCGAUUGCCCCUUCGCUUCUCGUUCAGCCGAAGCUCAAAUGAUGAGAACAUCGCCACCGUGCAAGUGGGCAGCACAACUCAGAUCGAGGAGAAACGCCCGAGCAUUGUGAGUUCGUUCAGUGUGGCCAAGGUGGAGAGCGAGGACGAGGAGGAUGACUGUGAGGUCAGUGUGACGAUCAGCUUGUCAAACUCAUCCCGCUCAAAUUCGGUGGAGAAAUCUACGCAACCCUAUCGGACCUCUCAAGCCUAUCCCGUGGAGGAUAUUUCCCCACCGAUCAAAGCCAGCGAUGAGGACGGCUCCUCCUCAUUGUCAUUGGGCAUGCGCAACAAAUUUGUGGGCGAAACAAUAAGCAAUAGUAGUGUGACGAAUAAUAUUUCCCAAGCUGAUAAUAUUAAGGAAGUUUCCAGCUCGCCAAAAGAGGAAUUUGAUUUCUUUGCCACGUUGAUGGCCACGAAAAUGCAGGCUCAAAAAAUGAUGGAGCAGUCCAAAAACUUCUGGAAAACACCCGAUCCUAAGCCAGCAGAACAGCCAGCUGAAGCUCCAAAGCUUCGACCCAAGGAGAAUGUCUCUGCCAAGCCACCUAGGCCCGUAUCUAGUGACAUGUCCAAGACCCAGGCAUCGUUGGAGGCUGCCAAAAAUAGUUUCUGGUCUACGUUUGCAACUACCUCAAAGGAAACAGAGUCCCAGGCAGAGCCCCCUGAAGAAACGACAGAAGUUGACUUUUGGGCUCAAAUAGAAAAGAAGGAAUCCAUUAAUACCGAGGAAAAGCAGUGGACCAAGAAAAAGAAAACUGUUACCUACACUCCACUGCAGAAGGAAACUGUGAAUAAAGUAGAGCACUGGACUACAACCCUCAGAGCCCAAGUAGAAUCAAUGCCCAUUUCCCAACGAGCGGAGGUGCACUUUGUGGUCGAGGAAAAACCAAAUGAAAUUGAGCAACCCGAGGAAGAGGAGGAGGAGGAGGACUUUUGGGCAUCCGUAGAACAAGCCAAAGCCAAGACUACUAAGAAUGAAAACAACACAAGCUGGGAGCCGACAUCAUACAAAUCGGAGAUUCAGCCAGAACCAGAGAUUGACAUCUGGUCAGCUCAGAAAGAUGUAAAGCCAUCCCAUGAUCAUGGCCUUGAAGAGGAAGUGGACUUCUGGUCGGACAUUAAAUCAACGACAAGCUCCCACGAUGAAAACAAACCCAAUGAGUUUGUUUACGAUCCCACCAAAUAUCCGGAAGAGCCACGCGAAGUAGACACGGAUGAAGAGAUUGAUUUCUGGGCUGAAAUCGAGGCCAAGCGAAAACCAGGUGAAGACGAUGAUGACGAUGUGACCUUCCAUAAGUCCGCCACCUUCUGGGCUCGAAAGGAACGCCAGAAUUCUGUGGAGGAGACUCCCUACAAGCCAGUGGAAGUAAAGGCUUUUAGGGCCAAGUUACCCGAUGAACCAGCAGUUGAGAUAGAUGUGUGGGCUACUCUAGAGGCUGCCCGGGGUGAUGAACCCGAAAUUGUUGACCCAGUGGUUGAAGAAGAAAAGGUUUUGGCUGAAAAGUUCGAGGAACUAGAACAUGAUACUCCUGCAGAGUCUACAGAAACAGAAGAGAUCAAGGAGGAGUCCCAAAAAGAGAUGGCACCGAGCAACCUAAGCCAAGUGGACACGAUAUCUCUGGCCUCAAUGCACGAGCCAGCAACAGUCUACACGUGGGCUAACCCACCCCAGUAUGAUGAGGAUAAUGAGGAUAACACCGAUUUCUGGGCGGACAUUGAGGAGGAACGGGCAAAGAAGGAACAAUCCGAGGAGGCCGAGCAGAAACGGCAGAACUACCGACAGGCCAUGGCCUUUUUCAACACCUCCAUAGAUGGCCAGCAGUCGCCGCCCCAACAGAGCUCCACUCCCAAUCGCAGCAGUGUUAUCUUGGAUGUGGAAGAGCCUCAAGACGUUGAUCUGGGCCCACCUGGUGACUACCAAAUAGUGGGUGAAGACGGGGCCAUUAUGGAGGACCACACGCAAUCGAUUCCAGAAAUUGAGGAGGAGGAGGAGAGAGGUGCUCCAACUCCCACAAACACAGAGCCACAGCUGCCAGAGCUCUAUGUAGAGCCGGAAUUAAAGCGUCUACCCAAUGGAUUACCAGACCUAGAGGUACAGAAGUUUAGCGAGACGCCAAAGAUCUCAGUGCGUGAUCGGAUCAGUGCCUUUGAGGUGACACCUACCAAAUCCGAGUCCAAGGCUUUAACCACACAAUCAUUGUCCGUGGACAGUGGACACGGCAAGGGCACUCUUUCGCGUAACAGCAGCACACAGCGCUCCGAGUCGGAAAUCGAAGAGGAUGACUCCGGCGUGACGGACAUGAACCGUCAGCUGUCCGAGACGGACACUGAGUCGGAAAGCUUCCCAGAGCUGCGCAAGAUGACCAGCUACCAGCGAGCAGCCACACAUUCCAGACUCUUCAAGCUGCUGCAGGACGAGAACGAUGUGCCGGAGGCGGGAGUCAACCCAACCGAUGAGUUUCAGCUGAAGCCAAGUCGGAGAAAGAUUGUUCACAAUGUGUCCAUUACGAGGCGACAGAAUCCCGGAGCCAUGAAUGACGCCGAAAGCAUGACGCAACGCCGGGAACGUCUCUCUUUGCCACUCCGAAAAAACACAAGCAUCGAUGCGGACAACCCUUCGACGCCAAAUAGCCCGGCUUCACCCAUUAUGGGCCCCUCCGCCAAGAACCAGCGAGUGGUCAGCGAUAAGCUGGUCAACGAACUCGUCCAGAGCCUUCUCCUUAAGAGCGAUAGCUCGCAUUUGAGGAAUCUACCCAUGGAACGCCUUCAGGCAGCCGCGAAGAGGGCUCUGGUAGAGGAGAUGGACUCUGCGCAGGAGAACAGCUCCCUGGACAGCACGCCGGCAAUAACGCCCAAGCACGACAAGGAGUACUCCGACUACUACAACAGCUGGUGCGAGGCCGGCGGCAGUGGCGAUGAAGUGCUGCCCUCCAAGGCCUUCCGUGCUCUGCAGGAUCCACGCCGCAGCCCCUGGACUGUGCGUUGUCCGCGGGUGCUGAGCUCCAAAACGAUCAACAGAGACUUGGCCCGUGUCACAGAAUCGCCGGAAAUAGCCAGUGGGCGGGGCAGCAAGAGUCCGGAGUGCUUCCGUCAGAACUCACACUCACAGUCCCGGGAACGCUCAGUGAGCAGCUGGCGGAGGGUCUAGGAAAUGGUAAGAGGUUACCUAUUGUAAAUAGUAGGGCGGGUCUUAGUCUUAGCAGGGAUGUGAGGCCGAUUUAGAUGGUAGAAAUCUCAUCCGAACGAUUCUAAUCGAUUUGGUAUAGGAGAACUCUGAUGAUUCUAUACAAGUUUUAACAACUAAACUUGGUUGCAUUCGAAUCGGCUCUCGCCCCCGAUCUUUCUUAUAAUUAAGCUCCUUGAGAGUAUACUUGCAUUUGGCAUAAGCAGUCACUGCCCACGGGAACGGGUGAUACAAGAGCCAGUUGUUGCAUUUCUCAUCUCACCAUCAUUUCUAUCAUCUCAUGAACAUUGUACAAUUUGAAAACCGAUACACUCAACACAUUAAUAAACUAAAUCUAAUUAAACAUGUAAAUAAAAACCAAAUGAAACCAAUGAAAAAUAUCGUUCAUUCGUUCGUUCGUUUGUUACCUCAGCAAAGCGCCACAAAAAAACCAAAAAACCAAAAUCAAAACCAAAUUCUAAAACCAAACUACUACCUGAGCAUCUCAAAGUUUGUAAGAUGUAACUCUCGAAAUCGAACUAAAUAAUAACAAGCAUAUAAAACUGAAAAUAUAUAUCAAAUCGCCACAGUAAACAACAAAAUAAAAACCAAUUUCAUCUCAACUCAAUGAUUUUGUAAAACUCGUUCAAAAUCCUAAGGACCUGGACAAUCGGACUUAUAAUUAUUUCUCAAAGCCAUAGAAAUCAAUUAUAGCAACCCAACAACAUCAUCAUGUAGAAAUGAAACAGAAAAUAAAUCUGAAUACUUAUUUUUUAUAGUUAUCUAUAGUCUAAGUACCAGCCACUCCAAGGAUCGCCACAAUCUUGCAGCUUGGGAACGAAAACAAGUUUUUAGUAAAAUUUCUUUACACUAACUAACCCAGAGACCAUUGUAGCUGAGAAGAGGAGAGUUUUUUUGUUAAACGCGAUUUGAUAGCAGCACUAAACAUUAUUAACAACAUUACGAAACAAACAAACAGCGAAAGCGAAUAUGUACUAAUCCUAAAACGUUAAGACGAAGAGCAGGUGCAGUGAGGUGACAACGAAACGAAACAAGAACUAAAUGAAUAAAUUUAUGCAAGAAACGACUAUGCUUGAUAUGUAUCCGGAUAACACGAAAGCGCACACACAUCAAACUCGACUAAUAAGAUAUAUUACAGAUAUUUGUUAUUUACGAAAAUCAUAAUUUCUUUGAACAUUUUGCGUAUCUUUUAUCUCUUAUUUUUUCCAUCAUUAUUUAUUCUCCUCGUAUGCAUACGAAUGUUUUUAAAGUGUAUUUCAAUAUUAUCAUUUUAGAUCUAUAUCAAAUUUAUUUUGUGUUGUAUUAUUUUUUUAUACAAUAAACAUUUGUAGUAAAUAAA